GAAGAUAUGUUCUUUUCCUUUGCGUUUUAGGACAACAAAACGCCAAAGCUCACCGUACCCUGUUCGGACAUCCAAGAGAUUCGACGCUGUAAUCGCCUAGAGAUGCCAGACAACAUGAACACAUUUGUCUUAAAGGUUACUGGUCAUUCGGGUAGUUUUAUAUUUGAGGCUGAUAAUGAGCAGCAGGUGAGCUCUUGGACCACCGAGCUCAGAGAAUGCAUCACAAGCAGGUCAGAUAGUGUGGAUGGAGAAGCGUUUCCUGUUAGUGACUCGCUCAACGCAGCUCGCAGAGGGAGCACGGAGCCCAGCAGCCAGGGCUCUCUAGGUUUUGGACUAACAGAGCAUGCCUACAAUAAAACGGAUCACUUCCUGUCCUCUUACCCAUGGUUCCAUGGGCCCAUAUCACGUGUGCGGGCUGCCUACCUUGUACAGCAUGCUGGGCUCAGCGGCCAUGGGAACUUCCUCGUGAGACAGAGCGAGACGCGGAGGGGAGACUACGUCCUCACGUUUAACUACCAGGGCAGAGCAAAGCAUUUGCGUCUAUCUUUAACUGAAUGGGGUCAGUGUCGUGUGCAGCACCUGCGUUUCCCAUCAGUCAUGGACAUGCUGAGUCACUUCCGCAACUGUCCGAUCCCGCUGGAGUGCGGCGCCGCAUGCGAAGUUAUGCUGGCCAAUUACGUGCGGGUAAACCCCACUCACACAGGUCAGAGUUCGGCCGUCGGCUCUCCGGUAUUGGUGCCCUUCUCUCGCUGGAGCUCAGAGCCGAGUCUGGCUCACUGCAGUCCGGAUUCGUGUCCUCACUCCAGCCCCUUCACGGCCCAGUCGUCCGGAUUAUCCGUGCUCCCGCAUCGCACGGGCGCUUCGUUUCCAGACCGCCCCGUUCCCGUCCCCCUGCGCCGGAGCGAGUCGGUGGGCCGCAGAAACCUGCUCCGCCACCCCAACCCGCUGCCGCCCCUACUGGCCAACCGGGACUCUGACUACGAACUGGAGCCGCCCGACAGGGGGCGCAAGAGAGCCAUCGACAACCAGUACAUGUUCUUCUGACAGAGACAGAGGAGGAAAAAGAAGAGAACAAGCCGCGGAUGAAAAGUGCUCCGGAAUUCCCGGUCGGAUGGAGAGCGUCUGGCAACCAAACGGAAGAAAGGAGUUGGAGUCGUGCAAGAUUGCGCACGAGACUCGGGGCAGAGGCACCUGUGCGCUAACAAUACCGCCGUACACCGGACACCCAGCCCUGGCAGCUGUCUACCUUGUGAAUGUAUUAUACGGAUGUUUCGCUAUCAAAUCAGUGUGUAUCGUAAAAUAGCUCGGAGGAGUUGUUGGAUGGGAACGUUGCGAGACGGCUGGUCAGCAAGCCGAACACAAACCAAGGGUCCAUUCACAUUCAAACACUUUCGUGUCUACACUGGAAGCGGACAUCGCAACAGCUCGAGGCCGUCUACACUGGAUACAUUCAUUCAGCUGUAUGCUAGAGGCUAGACUGUAGUAAUCGACGAUUACUAAAACGACGAUAACAUUUGUUUGUCGAUCAGACAAAAAAAAUCGUUAUAUUCGACAGAAAUGCAUUACAAAAUAGAUUUUGCAUGCGAUUUAGUUUGAUCUACAACUACAACUGCAUAUGCUUAUAGUAGAAAUGACAAAAUGAUUCAAGUUAGCUCAUCAGACCAGGAGGCUAGAAUUUAGCGAUUAUUAAAAUCGUGUCAAAAUCAUUCGAAGUAAUCUUUAUUUUCCACAGCAAUCCUUUAUAAAAUUAAUUUAGCAUGCGAUUAACUUUAGCAUUAAUUUUGCAUAUGUUCAUAUCCCUACAACUGCAUAUGCGUAUUGUUAAGGGAAAAAAUAAGACAAAUUAGUUCGCCAGACCAGGAGGCGAAAGCGUGAUAGAUUGGAAAAAUCAUCAGAAUUUACAAUUACAAAAUUGAUUUUGCAUGUGAUCAUUUUAUAAUUAUGUUUUAUUAUUAGUACUCCUACGACUGCAUACGCAUAUGGUUAGAA
Molecule: messenger RNA, 1989 nt
Organism: Puntigrus tetrazona (Sumatra barb)
Lineage: Eukaryota; Metazoa; Chordata; Actinopteri; Cypriniformes; Cyprinidae
Product: SH2B adapter protein 3-like
Exons: 6
Coding region: 103-1044 (313 amino acids)
Biological process (GO): intracellular signal transduction
Cellular component (GO): plasma membrane
Molecular function (GO): transmembrane receptor protein tyrosine kinase adaptor activity
Source: RefSeq, a predicted model, not a curated record